Molecule: messenger RNA, 1092 nt
Organism: Dentiscutata erythropus
Lineage: Eukaryota; Fungi; Glomeromycota; Glomeromycetes; Diversisporales; Gigasporaceae
Source: the annotation of a GenBank genome assembly
AUGAGUGGCGAUAAUGAAUUUUACUCACCACUUUUCAAUAAAAAUGGAUUAUCAAAUUCGAAGCGCCCGCCUUCACAAAUUUCAAAUUUGAUGCGCCCAUCUUCACAGAUCUCCUCAAAUUCAAGGCGCCCACCUUCACAAAUAUCCUCAAAUUCGAAACGUCCACCUUCACAAAUUUCCUCAAAAUCGAAACGCCCAAUUUCACAGGUCUCCUCAAGUUCGAAGCGCCCACCUUCACGGGUCUCAUUGCCCGAAGAACGUCGACAAGAACGUGAUUACAAUUCUCAUAACGUACCACCUCUACCACCAGGAGAUCAAUUUUUUCAACUUACAUUACCCAAACAAUAUUAUCCACCCGUGUUACCUGAAGAACAUCAACAACAACCUCGAUCUAUUCAUAAUCGUCAAGAAUCCUCAAGCAAUUCUAAGGAUCAAGAACUUCUUCCUCCAACUUCAAUUCAAUCACUUAAUAAUGUUCAUUCUACCGAAUUGUCGUCCGCACAUAAUUCGGUAUCAUUAUCUUUUAAUACCAACGGAUCUCAACUAAAUCUAAUGUCUUCUAAUACUAAUUCUGGCGCUAUGGUCAGUACUCCUCCACCUACUAUUAGUUACCCGAACUAUGAUGAAAAAAAGUUUAAAGGUGAUCCUUCUAAACUUUCCAGUGGCAAUAAUUCGAAAAAACCUAAAUGCAAACUCUGGAUCAUUAUUGCAUUGCUCGCUGUCAUAAUAAUAAUCAUUGCUGCUUCAGUUACAAUUGCCAAAAUUGCCGCUUCUAAUUUACAAUCAAGUAACACACCUGCACUUAAUGGUACUGAUGGUACUAAUUCAACUAAUGGUCUACCAUCAGCCAAUAAUCCAACUGGAAUUAAUUCAACUAGUGAUAUAACAUCAGCCAAUAGUUCAACUAAUUCUACUAAUGAUUCGUCUGUUGGAACUAGUUCUACUAAAAAUUCAACUGGUGUUAAUCCGAGUGAAAGUCCAUCAUUAACCAGUAAUUCACCUACUCCAACCAAAUCAAAAAAUUCUAAACAUACAACUUCUACUUCUCCUACUGAUAGUGGAGAUAGUGGAGAUAGUGGGGAUAGUGGGUAA